AGAACAAACAAAACCCGGGGAGGGGAAGAUUCCUUGAGACCUGGCCGGAAGUCGUGGUCUCCAUAGAGACGCUAUCGGAAGUUGGAGUUGCUAGGCGGCCUGGGCGCGACCGCUAAUCUGCGUCAUGGCUGAAGUCCCUGAGGAUUACGAUUCCCCCUCCGAGGAAAAUGAAAACCUGAAGACUGAGAGACCGAAACUUCACUUUCUUCAGGUGACCGAAGACAUCGAACCAGGCAGCGUGGCAGAGGCAGGCCCAGAGAUUCCUGUAGAGAUUGACCAAGACCCACAGCCAGAGACAGAAGAAGAGGCCUUCAAAGAGAAGACACCAGAGAGUGCUAAAGAUGUGCCUCCGCACCUAAAACCAACCUGGACGUCCGAGGAAGAGGUUCCCCACAAGUUCAGGACAGACCUUUUCAGCGAGGUUGAGCUAGGGAUUCCCCUAGAGGUAAAAUCAGAGACUUUCGGACAGAUAGAAAGAGAGCUUUUCAAGGAAUUGCAAAUCCCUGUGGACAGAAAGCAUGAGGAACCAGAGGAGGAAGCCAAACCGGAUAUUCCUGAGGACGUACCCAUAGAAGAGAGCAAACCAGAGGUUCCAGAGGAGCCACUCAGAGAGCAAUAUGAAAAGACAGGUCUAGAACCUACAGAGCCAACCAAACCAGAACCUCCAGGUAAGAAACCAAGAAAAUCAAUUGAAGAGGCAGAUCAACAGCCACCAAAGGUGACCACAUCAGAGAAUCCAGAGGAAAUACAAAGUAAGUCACCUACAGAGAAAAGGACAGAGUCACCUGAGCAGGCCAAACCAGAGUUUCCAGAAGAGAAACCGAGUAUGGCUACUGAGGAAACACAAGAAAAAACUCCAGAGCCACUAGAAGUGAUCGAAUCAGAGUUUUCUGAGGAAAAAUCAAGAAAACCAAUUGAGGAAACAGUUACAGAGCCAUCAGGAAAGACCACAUCGGAAGUUCAGGAGGAGACACAAAGUAAGUCAACUGCAGAGAGAGUUCUGGAGCCACCAGAGGACACCAAACCAGCAGAUCAAAAAGAUAAGCAGAAAAAGUCAACCGAGGAGACAGAUCUAACACCAUCACGGAAGUUCAGAUCAGAGGAGACACUAAGAAAGUCAACUGAGAAGAAAGGUCCAGAGCCCCCAGAACAAACUAAAGCAGAGUUUUCAAAGAAAGAACCAGAGAAAACUGAAGAAACAGGUCAAGUGCCACCACAGAAGAUCAAACCAGAAGUGCAAGAGAAGACACAAACAGAGCCAACUAGGGAGAUAAAUUUAGAGUUAUUGGAUAAAACCAGACAACUACUUAGAAGAGAGACACCUGUAGAAUUUGCCAAGGAAGAUAGGUCAGAAGCAAUCAAAUUUAAACAUUCUGUUGACAGGGAUGAGCUUGAGUACUCUGACUAUCCAAUAGGAAAGUUGUUAAUAAAAGAAACUAAAGUUUCAAAAGACUAUGUAUUAGAGCCUCUUCCAAUAAGUGAAGUAGACUCAGUGAAUAUAGAUUAUGAGUUUUCUAAAGAACUCCAAAAUCUGUUCCAGCUUUCUGAUACCAAUUAUGAAUUCUUCUCCUUUUUCUCUGAGUCUCAGAGGGAUUUAAAAGAGUCCUCUGGUGAAAAGCAAGAUCUGUCCCUAGAGUCAAUGAAACUGGUACAUAAAAAUAGAGACACCCAGCCAGAAAAAAAUUCUGAUCUACAAUUUGAGUAUCUUCAAUGGAGCCCAGAAAAAGUUGCCAAGUGGAUUUGCCAGCUAGGCUUCCCUCAAUACAAGGAGUGUUUUACCACAAACUUCAUCAGUGGCCGAAAACUCAUACAUGUAAACUGCUCAAACCUCCCUCAGAUGGGGAUAACAGAUUUUGAGGACAUGAAGGUAAUUUCUCAGCAUACCCGGAAGCUGCUGGGAAUUGAAGAGCCAUUAUUCACACGCUCCAUCCGCCUUCCCUACAGAGACAAUAUUGGCUUAUUUUUAGAGAGAAAAGGUCAUAGUGGAGUUAAGUCUGAUUCCUUGACCUUGUCUGAAUUUGUGCGAGAAGCGGGAUUACAGGAUUAUGCUCCACGGGUGACCACCCUUGAAAAUGACGCAGCAUUAUAUUCCAUUGACCUGUAGGGCAAGCUGGUUCACUUAACUUGAAAAUCAAACUAAAUUAUGUGGGGGAAUAAAUGAGGCAUUUCUGUGUUUUCUUUCUCCUCUUCAUUCAGAAUCAGAGUUUGAACUGCUGGUCCAUUCCUAGUUCUGCCACUGACUCACAGCGCCCUCCCUUUAUGUUUCAACUUUGCCCCUUGUUAAAACAAAGAUAGCAAUAGCUCUCUUUCUGGGUAACUAUAAGACUUCCUGAUAAAUUCUAGUACUUUAUCUGGUUUUGGAACACGUUGGGAAAACAUAACAAAGUAAAAUCACCUGCCAACUCAGAUAAUCCCAGAUAAUUAUUGAAUCAGCGUUAAAUCAGACUGCGAUGCACAUUACAGGCAGGUCACUAAAGAGAUUGCUGAGACAAGGACCUCUCACCCUUUUAUAUAGCCAGGCAGAUAUGAUCCAUUCUUGACAUGUUAACUGUCUGUAUCCAAAAGAAAUUAAAACUUUUCAUAUCUUUGUGACAAACAGAAAGUUACUACCUGGAGCCAAGUCCUUAGGCUAAACUCCCAACAUCAGGAAGACAAAGUGCCCCUGAAAUGCUCACAUUUCAAAGUGGCUUCAACAGCCCUGCCCCCAGAAGACAGUCCUAGGAUGGAAAACUGGUAGAAGGUUCAUUCACUUUUUUAAAAAUAUUAGCAUACAUCUCCAAAACAGAGAAAAAGGAUUUAAAUUACAAGUUUUUAAAAGAAAAUGUUUUAUGAAAAAGUGGGAGCAGUUCUCAUUCCUUUUUGGCAUCAGAGAAGAAAAAUUUUUAAAUAUCUUUUUAGAUUUGUUUUUACCUGUUAAAAUAGCGUGGCUUAUAGAAGUAUCACAGACCGUGGAUACUGACAGACAGUCUGGGGUUUGUCUACAAGGCUUUCUAAUCGGUACCACCAGACUUUUACAAAAUGAAUUGCAUGACUGGACUGCUCACAAGAAGUUAAAAAUACUUUUUGUUGCUUGAAUGACUCCGAUUCCUCUCCACUUUCAUAGACUUUUAACUUCUCUUUCUCUUCCCAGGCACACUUCUUAAUCCUAAAAACCACUGUACCCUAUCCAGUUCCUUACACCUGGAUAAAUAUUCAAAAGAAUCCUUUUUUGUUUUUCCCAGUGAGAGAAAGAACAGUGCCUCAAUUUAGCUUUCAUACCAAGAAUAUUAAUGUUUGAUGAUGAACCUAAUCUUUUCCCUAAGCAGAGUAACAAAAUUUUAUCUUAGACCAUUUGAGAUAGUACCACUGAGUCUGAUUGGCUCACAAGCAUGCAAAAGAAAAAAAAUGUAAAUGAUUAACCUAAGACCAUGGUGGUUUCCAUGUACAGUGAAUAGCUUUGUUCAAAAGCACUUUAGCAUUCUGGCUAACAGUAGUUCUGUUUAGUGACAGCAUAGUCACCACCAUCCUUUCUCAACUUGAUUGUUACUGACACUGUUUUCUAUUCUGAUUGACAUAAAGUAAUUGCAAAAUGUGAAAUAAAUCUGAACUGUGCCGUG
This is a messenger RNA of Dama dama (fallow deer), 3596 nucleotides long. RefSeq names its product sterile alpha motif domain containing 15 (gene SAMD15). Lineage: Eukaryota; Metazoa; Chordata; Mammalia; Artiodactyla; Cervidae. Gene Ontology annotation, molecular function: protein binding. The record is from RefSeq and is a predicted model, not a curated record. The transcript has 3 exons. Bases 125 to 2104 code for a protein of 659 amino acids.